Molecule: messenger RNA, 3214 nt
Organism: Bacillus rossius redtenbacheri
Lineage: Eukaryota; Metazoa; Arthropoda; Insecta; Phasmatodea; Bacillidae
Product: pre-mRNA-processing factor 17
Exons: 10
Coding region: 221-1942 (573 amino acids)
Biological process (GO): mRNA splicing, via spliceosome
Cellular component (GO): catalytic step 2 spliceosome
Molecular function (GO): mRNA binding; protein binding
Source: RefSeq, a predicted model, not a curated record
GUCUUUAGUCAUUGUAGUAAAUUUAGAAAGUACGUACUACUUGAUAUUUCUUUUAAAUUUUUUUUCUGUUAUAUCUUAACGUCUUUGGUGUUGUGAUUUACUUUCAUAACAUCUGCGUAGUAUUUUUGUAAACAGAAAAAAAAUAUGUGCUUUGCAAAUCGUAAUAAAUAUUUUACGUAUACUAUUUAAUGCUACGUAUUUGUUGACAGAAUCUUUUGAAAUGCUUCAUAUUCAAACUUACGGCAGUAGUGAGGAUGAUGGAGAUUCGGAUUCAGAUCAAAAUAGUAAUUUAACCUCACAUUUGAUACCUUUGGAUAGUGGAAAAUCUAUUUCAUCGUUACAGUUGAGUAUGCGAGUGUGUGCUGCACCAGAUGUUGUGCCUUCCGGCGCGGUGGACGCCCUGCGGGUGGUGGACCCCGUGACCACGGAGCUGAAGCACAACCCGCGCUACGAGGAGCUGUUCGCCCCGCGAGUGGGGCCCGAGAACCCCUUCCACACGCAGCAGCAGAAGGCCAGCAAGAACAUGCUGUCGGGGUUCGUGGAGAAGGCCCACGUCAGCGACUUCCAGUUCGAGAACCAGCGCCGCACCUUCAACAGCUACGGAUAUGCCUUGGACCCGACAGUCGACGUCACUCCGGAAACAUCGUCGACGCUAAUCGGAGCUACGGAAAGUGCCAAAGAGUUAAGUGGGAAGACAGUGUUUGAAUCAACAAAGCAGCGGCCCUUGGACAAGCGGAAACGCAACAGAAACGAUGAACCGGCAGAUGUGGAGGGCUUCCUUGGACCGUGGGGCGGCUACGUAGAUGAGAAGAGAGUGGUCAAGCCCAACGAAGAGCAGGCGGCGGAGCUGGAGGAGAUCCUGGCCAAGCGGCAGAAGCGCGGCAAGCAGACGGACGACAAGCCCCUGGAGGAGAAGACCGUGCUGCACAUCAAGGACGCGGUGGACUACCAGGGCCGCUCCUUCCUGCGGCCGCCGCAGGACGUGGGUGUGAACCUGAGGCCCGACUGCGCGCCGGAGCGCUGCUUCCUGCCCAAGGCGCUGGUGCACACCUGGCAGGGCCACACCAAGGGCAUCUCGGCGGUGCGCUGGUUCCCGCACAGCGCCCACCUCCUGCUCUCCUGCAGCAUGGACUGCCGAGUCAAGCUGUGGGAGGUGUAUAACGAGCGUCGCUGCGUCAGGACGUACUACGGCCAUCGUCAGGCCGUGAGGGACGUCAGCUUCAACAACCCUGGAACACAGUUCCUCUCUGCCGCGUACGACCGCUACAUCAAGCUGUGGGACACGGAGACGGGGGAGUGCGUGUCGCGCUUCACCAGCCGCAAGAUCCCGUACUGCGCCAAGUUCCACCCCGACGAGGACAAGCAGCACCUGUUCGUGGCCGGCACCUCCGACAAGAAGAUCAUUUGUUGGGACGUGCGCUCCGGGGAGAUAGUGCAGGAGUAUGACCGGCAUCUGGGCGCCGUCAACACCAUCACAUUUGUGGACGAGAACAGACGCUUCGUCACCACCUCGGACGACAAGUCUCUCCGUGUCUGGGAGUGGGACAUCCCUGUGGACAUGAAGUACAUAGCCGACCCCACAAUGCACUCCAUGCCUGCGGUGACGCUGUCGCCCAACCAGAAGUGGCUCGCCUGCCAGAGCAUGGACAACAAGAUAGUCAUCUUCUCUGCGCUGAAUCGCUUCAAGAUGAACCGCAAGAAGACGUUCAGCGGCCACAUGGUGGCGGGCUACGCCUGCAUGCUCGACUUCUCUCCUGACAUGAGCUACCUGAUCUCGGGCGAUGCGGACGGCAAGUGCUACGUGUGGGACUGGAAGACCACGAAGCUGUUCAAGAAGUGGAAAGCCCACGACAGCGUGUGCAUCGCGACCUUGUGGCACCCCCACGAGUCCAGCAAGGUGGUCACCGCCGGCUGGGACGGUCUGCUCAAGUACUGGGACUAGCCCCCAGCUCCGCCUGUUGUGAGCACUCUAGUGAUCCGUCAUGCAUCCCUGCCUCGCCGUCCAGGCCCCUGCGGAUAUUCAACUAUUGAAGUUUACUUUGGAGUUAAAACAAUGUUCAUUUUUGAGGUUCAGCCACUUGUGCUAUAUAAAAAUCCUACUUUAGACACAUACAUAUUCAAAAACAUGAACAAUUCCCAGCAUUUUAAACACACAAGUGUUUCUCACUACUGUUUUCCAAAACUGUAGUGGAAAAAAAUUGUGUGGAUGAUUUAAUAUAUACUACUAUAUAUAUUUCAAACUUGAAACCUAACUGUUAUGUUUUUUUAUUAGUUUUGUCUCAUGUAAUAAAAGUUGGAAAAAAUAAAUUAUAGUCUACCACCAUGGACUACUUAAAAAAAAAAACUCUGAAACGUCUUUAAGAUGAAUAUGUGGCGUUGCGAAAGAUAAAAUCCCCCACCUCUGUUUAGAAUAUGUUUUAUUGAUGGAUAGACAUUUUAUUGACUAGUGUUGAUUUGAGGAUUGAUAUAUGAUAAGAGUUUACUGAAUGCAGAUGUGAUUAAAGCCACCAUAGAUGAAUUUACCAACCCUAGGGUUUUAUUGAUAUCUGGAUGUAUUUAAAAUGAUUAAUGUAUUUUGAUAAAAGCCCUUUUUAAGAAGUAGAUGAACAUAAUUUUCUAUUAUUUUUAUUAGUUGUAUUUUAUUUCAUAGUUAGUGUUUUCACAUAACUUUGUUGCAUUAAUAUCCAUUGUUCUUUGCCUUAAAACAGGGUGAUGCAUAUUUUGGUCAGUGAUAUUAUGUUAGAGUGAGACAGAGAGGCAGGUAUGUUUGUUUGGGUGGGAACAGAACUUGUGAAGGAUGCCAUGGACAAAGAAUCAUGGGAGGUUUUCUUUCAUAUUGUAAAGGGUUUUUGUUAGCUGGAAUUUUUAAGAUGCUUUGUGAUUGGCCCACGACUUUGCUUCCCCCCAACGGUAAGGAAGCAUGUCGCCAUUGUGCAUCAGUUCACUCGUCAUGGUACCAAAAUGUUGUGAUGGGCGGAAGUACAUAAUAUAAUCUGAAAGUAGUGCGAAGAAGUAAAUUUCAUAGCUGUGGUCUAGACUUCGCAGACCUUUACUACGGUUGUCACCAAAAACCCACACAAGGAAAAUGUGAUUCGUGGUCAUUUCAAGGACGGAGUCCUUUCGUUGUAAAUAAUGUAAAGUGAAAGGUUGAUUAGGUUAAGUCAGCUAUGGAAAAUGUUUAUUAAAAUAUUUGAAUAAUAAAAUUUAAAAAAAA